Babjeviella inositovora NRRL Y-12698 is the source of this 1388-nucleotide messenger RNA. Its product is annotated as ubiquitin-protein ligase. The transcript has a single exon. Gene Ontology annotation, cellular component: GID complex; nucleus; cytoplasm. Gene Ontology annotation, molecular function: ubiquitin protein ligase activity. NCBI's taxonomy places the organism in Eukaryota, Fungi, Ascomycota, Pichiomycetes, Serinales. Gene Ontology annotation, biological process: proteasome-mediated ubiquitin-dependent protein catabolic process. Bases 1 to 1248 code for a protein of 415 amino acids. The record is from RefSeq and is a predicted model, not a curated record.
AUGACAUCCACAUUACCGCAAAUAUCUAAAGAAAUAGACUCAUUGGCAAAAGUCUCUGGUGAGUCCAUGCUGACGUGUCUCGACGAAACACAGUCGCUUCUGGACGUCCUCAGGGCGGCGCAGGCGGCGCUUAUUGCUGACGACGAUUCGGAACUUAACAAGCUCCCGGUCAGGGUGAAUGCGUGGUCGAACGCUAUGAUAAAGAGCCUCAAGAUGUAUAAUACGGGACUCACGCUGUUCAACGUGAAAGUGGUGGAGAGUGGCCGGACGUUCGAAUUCCGACUUGACGACUUGUACAAGUAUCCGCUUGGGGAGGGCACUAACGUCCAACGGAUGGUCACAAAGAGCAUCAUCAUGCAUUUGGUGAGAAACAACACCGAUGAUGGUGCGUUGUUGCAUUUGGUGCGGCGGUUAGAGCAGCAGUUCAACUUAGAAGUGUCGGCGGAGCUUGUGGAUGGCUUUCGAGUACUAAACGACUUAGUCAGCGCGAUUCUCGUGGACCACACCUUGCGGCCGGUGAUUGAUUGGUGUGAGGCAAACCAUGAGGCGCUCAUCCACGAGCUCAAUUCGGACUUGGAGUUCCAGCUCCACAAGCUCCAGUUUCUUAUUCACUACAAUUCGGGUUCCACAGCCGACGCUAUAGGCCCCGACGGGCUGAGCCGCUUCUUGGCGUACAAGUACGCGCGGGAGAACUUCCAAAAAUUCGGCGUCAGCCAUCUCCAGGUCGUCCUGAAACUCUUGAGCUCUUUGUUGUACGCGGCUGAAACCGAGACCAACCCGUACCGGUCUUUGGUGGAUUUGCAGUCAUCUGAGGACACACAAUUAGUGAUGCGCCAGAAGAUUGUAUCGCUCUUGGUAUCGAACUUCUGUGCGCUUGUGUUGCGACUUUCGCCCCGAUCGCUGUUGGAGGAGGUGUUGCUGGCGUCCUACCGUGCCCUACCGCAGUUCGUAAAGUUCCACAAGCUUCUGAAGGUGUCUGCAAAUCUCGAUUGGACAACCGAGAACGAGUUACCGUUCGAGACACCGUAUGACUACGACGAGUUCCACCAGGUAUUCAUCUGUCCGGUGUCCAAGGAGCAGACCGUACACGGAGUGAAUCCGCCAAUGAGUUUACCGUGCCGGCACAUUCUCAGCAAGGAGAGCAUCUGGAAGUUGAGCCGGAACUUGACGACUAGUUUCAAGUGUCCGUACUGUCCGGAGAUCUGCUCGCCGGAGAAUACGUUUGAGGUGAAAUUUGUUAAUUUGUAAGUCUAGGGCAAUUGCCGAGAUGCGCAGACACUGGGGGCUUUAGACAGUUCACUUGUACGGUUUACCUAUAAAUAGUAUAUUAAGACUGUUGAGUCCAUCAAUGGUGAUAGUAUAACCAAAUGCACAGAAUAAAUAUCUAG